Messenger RNA from Phycodurus eques (leafy seadragon), 2069 nucleotides. RefSeq names its product family with sequence similarity 98 member A (gene tslig3a). The record is from RefSeq and is a predicted model, not a curated record. The coding region runs from base 73 to 1557 and encodes 494 amino acids. Lineage: Eukaryota; Metazoa; Chordata; Actinopteri; Syngnathiformes; Syngnathidae. The transcript is spliced from 8 exons. Gene Ontology annotation, cellular component: tRNA-splicing ligase complex.
CCGCUGUCAGCCCCACUGAGCCUAGUGUGUUGGAUAUUUCGUCAUUUUAGAGCAUACGCAAGGAUUAUCAGUAUGGACAAUGAUAUUAUCGUCUCUCUUGAAGAUUUAGGGUACCAAGGCCCAUUGUUGGAGGACGGGGCUCUGGAGUCAGCUGUGAAUGGUGGGGCUGCUUCGCUUGAGUUUACAAAGCUCUGUGCUUGGAUUGUGUCAGAGCUCAGACUUCACUGCAAACUGGUGGAGAAUGUCCAUGCCACAAACUGUCCAAGUGAGUCAGAGGCCUUCCAGCUGGAGAUGAGUGGCCUUUUGUCAGAGAUCUCAUGUCCUUACUCUGUCCUCACAAGUGGAGAUGUCACCCAAAGGCUUCUCAACAAGAAUGACUGUCUGCUGCUGCUCUCCUUUCUGGUGUCUGAGCUCGAGGCUUCGAGGAUGAUCCUGGUAAACAGACCCCAGAAGAAGGCCCAGGAGUCUGGUAGCCCUGCCUUCCAGGAACUAAAGGGCAUCUGCAUGGCACUGGGCAUGUCCAAACCUCCAGCCAGCAUUGCCAUGUUCCAGUUCUUUAGUGGCAUUGAGAAGAAGCUGAAAGAAGCUAUGAGUAGAAUACCACCAAGUCAUAUAGGAGAGCCUUUGCUGAAGAAAGCGUUUGGACCUGUGCAUAUGGAAAAAAUUGAAGCCAUCAAUCAAGCGCUUGUAAAUGAGUAUGAAGUGAGAAGGAAGAUGUUGUUCAAACGUCUCGAUGUGACAGUGCAGUCUUUUGGUUGGUCAGAAAGAGCGAAGACACAUGCUGGGAAUUUGGCUAAAGUUUAUCAGCCACUACGUUCCGCCCUUGGUACCAAAAGCAAAAUCUCUGUAGCGCACCUUCUUGCAGCCCGACAAGACUUCUCAAAAAUCCUUCGCACUAGCAGUGGCAGGUCGAGAGAGAAGACUGCUUGUGCCAUUAAUAAGGUUUUAAUGGGUCGAGUGCCAGACAGAGGAGGCCGCCCUUGUGAGAUUGAGCCUCCCCCUCCAGAAAUGCCUUCAUGGCAAAAGCGUCAGGAUGCCCCCCAAGGUAGUGGACACUAUGGCGGAGGUGGACAUGGUGGUAGCAGGGGGGGUUACGAUCAUUAUUCUCAAGGCAGUCGGGGGGGCUAUGAAAGAGGUGGAGGAGAAAGGGGAGGCAGGGGAGGAGGUGGUGGCAGAGGUGGGAGAGUGCAAGGAGGCUGGGGGGAGGGGGGUGGAGGAGGGAGAGGCGGUUACAAUAAGGGCCAGUAUCAAGAUUCGGGGGUCCAUCAGGGGGGAGGCGGAACAAGAGGUGCUUAUAGAGGAGGCGGGAACAGCCUAGGAGGCCCCCAGGAGUCUAGCCACCAUUCAGGCUACCAUGACAAUUACCACCAGAAUGGAAACUGGCAUCAAGAGAGAGGCGGCGGUAGAGGAGGCAGGGGAAGAGGAGGCCGAGGAGGCUGGGGAGGGAGAGGAGGCCAGAAUUUUAACCAAGGAGGACAGUUUGAACAGUUUUUUCAACAUGGUGGCCAGAACUACAACCAAGCUGGCUUUAAUCAAAGCCGCCACUACACUAGUUGAAGAUGGUGUGGGACAUUACAGCACAGUCUGCAAUCGGUUAAACAACGUCGAGAAGGCCUUAUCAAUCUCACUUAUUCAGCAUGUGUGAUCAAACUGGUCAACAGUAAAUGAUGUGUAUACUUAAGUACAUAAAUGUACACAUGAAAGUUUACAUAUGAAGUGUGCAGUAUUUUUUGUGUUCCUUCACAAUGAGGAUUUAAAACAUUGUCAGUAAAACGUGUUUUGCUUAGUUUGAAAUCAAUUGACUUUAUUUGAAUCAUGAUCCUUCACUGCUGUCCAUCAAGAGCAGCACGAGGGUGAUGCGCAAGCACAAAGGGUUCAUAAAAAUUGUUUCGUUACCAUGCUUUCUCGAAAUGUUCUUUUUAUGGUCAAAGUUCAUUUUGUUCCUGAGUAACAGCAAAGAUAAUUUAUGAGAAAUAGGUCAAAUUGAGUUGCCCUUGCAUUGUGAGCCUCCAAAUGUGGAUACUGGACCGGACUGCAUGAAUGUGUGACCGAGCAAUAAAGUUAUCAAA